AACAAAUUCCGGAAAGAAGGCAGCAUGUCAAAGUUCACAUCGUUGAAGGGAUUAGUGAGUUUGGUGACAGGAGGGGCGUCUGGUCUGGGUCGUGCCACCGUGGAGAGGUUCACCAAACAGGGAGCUCGAGUGAUUCUCUGUGACCUUCCCUCCUCUGAUGGGGAACAGGUCGCUAAAUCCUUGGAAAACUGCACCUUCUUCCCAGCUGAUAUAACCUCAGAAGCUGAAGUGAAGGAAGUGUUAAAAUCCACAAUGACGGAUUACAAAAAACUAGACAUCCUCGUGAACUGUGCUGGGAUUGGGGUCGCCAGGAAAACAUACAACAUUCACAAAAAUAAACCACAUCCACUGGAUGAGUUUGAAAGAGUGCUUAAGGUAAAUACCCUAGGAACAUUUAAUGUGAUCCGACAGGCAGUAGUUCUGAUGGCUCAGAAUGAACCUAACGAGGACCAGGCCCGAGGUGUGAUUGUUAAUACGUCCAGCGUGGCCGCAUUCGACGGACAGAUGGGACAGGUGGCGUACUCGGCCAGUAAGGCGGCCAUUGCUGGGAUGACCUUACCUCUAGCUCGCGACCUCGGAGAGUAUGGAAUUCGAGUCUGUACAAUUUGUCCAGGUGUCUUUGAUACCCCAUUACUGGCAGCCUUACCCCAGAAAGCUAUUGAUGCCCUGACGUCAACAGUAGUGUUUCCUAAGAGACUCGGAAAUCCUGAUGAAUUUGCACAGAUGUGUCAGACAAUAGUAGAAAAUCCUUACCUUAAUGGAGAAACAAUCCGAUUGGAUGGAGCCCUAAGAAUGAUAUGAUAGGCCUCAAUUCUGAUUGGAGCAGAGUUUUGAUUGUGAUGAUGCAAAGCUGUGAUUGGAUGAACAAAGUCAUGUGAUUUUUUUAACAUUGUGCUAUUGAUGUUUUGAUUACAGCCGUAUCAUUGAACAAUAGUUACUGGAAUAUGCAACAAAAUAAUGAUACUUGUGAAGUAUUCUGACACUUUUCAUUCUCUGGAAGAUUGAAAUAAUGAGAUGUGAAGUAAAUGAAAGAAUGAUAAAUUGUAAUGGAUGAGUUGUUUACUAUAUUAAAUGAUUUCUGUGUGA
Saccostrea echinata is the source of this 1086-nucleotide messenger RNA. Its product is annotated as 3-hydroxyacyl-CoA dehydrogenase type-2-like. The record is from RefSeq and is a predicted model, not a curated record. NCBI's taxonomy places the organism in Eukaryota, Metazoa, Mollusca, Bivalvia, Ostreida, Ostreidae. The transcript has 5 exons. Gene Ontology annotation, cellular component: mitochondrion. The coding region runs from base 25 to 801 and encodes 258 amino acids. Gene Ontology annotation, biological process: fatty acid metabolic process; androgen metabolic process; estrogen metabolic process. Gene Ontology annotation, molecular function: estradiol 17-beta-dehydrogenase [NAD(P)+] activity.